This is a messenger RNA of Caenorhabditis angaria, 491 nucleotides long. Lineage: Eukaryota; Metazoa; Nematoda; Chromadorea; Rhabditida; Rhabditidae. The record is from the annotation of a GenBank genome assembly.
AUGAAUUCUGCACUUUUUUGCUGUCUACUUAUUUUCAUUUUUGGAUUUGCGAACACAGGUAAUUAUGAAAUAAAAUAAAACUGAAUUACAAUAUUUUUUCCAGAUUUGGUAAUUCCAUUAUUAGGUGGAAAUAUUGUUAUUCGCAACAAUUCUGAUGGUAGUUUGACAUUUUCAACCGAUCAAAACUUGAAUUUGAAUGGAAAUGGAGUUGGAAGAAAUACAACAUUUACUGUGAAUGGGAAAAAUGGAGAUGUUUCAAUAAAUGGUUUGUUUUUUGUUAUUUUUGAAUUGUUACAGUAACCUAUCUUUCAAUAUUUUCAGAUACUGUUGCUGUAAUGGUUAAUGGAACAUCUCAUGGAAUAAAUACAAGCUUGGAUACCUCGAAAAAAUCAGUGAGUUUAUUUCAAUAUUAAUGUUAAAUACGAAAAUUCUAAAUUUAUUAGCCACAAUCAAUUCUCGAUUCAAUUUUUGGAGCAUUCAAAAAAAUAUAG